AUGUUCACCUUUACUCCACUGAUCGGGGCACAGUCAUCGUCCUCGAAGGCAUCGCAAUCGAUUCUUGAACUCGAUGGAGGAAUCAAAAUCUUGGUAGAUGUUGGUUGGGACGAUAGCUUUGACACCCGUGAUCUGGCAGAGCUCGAGAAACAUAUCCCGACGCUUUCGCUCAUUCUGUUGACCCACGCGACCCCCGCGCAUAUCGGCGCUUUCGUUCACUGUUGCCGAACCUUCCCUCUUUUCACCCAAAUCCCCAUUUAUGCCACGGCCCCCGUCGUUGCGCUUGGUCGCACAAGCCUGCAAGACCUUUAUGCGUCAGCGCCGCUCGCUGCCACCUUCCUGCCAAAAGGGUCGGUCUCAGAGCCCGGCGCAUCCGCUGCUGCAUCCGCAGUAGUCCCGACAGAAGAGAAUGGAGAGAACCCCGAAGCUGCUGGCAGCAACGGCCGAAUCCUACUCCAGCCACCUACUACGGAAGAGAUUGCUCGAUACUUCUCCCUCAUCAUACCCUUGAAAUACUCGCAACCUCACGAACCGCAUCCCUCUCCGUUUUCGCCGCCCCUGGACGGGCUCACCCUUACCGCCUACAAUGCUGGCCACACGGUCGGUGGUACAAUAUGGCAUAUUCAGCAUGGCAUGGAAUCAAUCGUCUACGCGAUGGACUGGAACCAGGCGCGCGAAAGCGUCGUGGCAGGAGCUGCAUGGUUUGGUGGCUCUGGGGCCAGCGGAACGGAGGUCAUUGAACAAUUGCGGAAGCCAACAGCUUUGAUCUGUAGUGCAAAAGGAGGUGAUAAGUUUGCCGUUUCCGGAGGGCGGAGAAAGAGGGAUGAUCUUCUCCUCGAGAUGAUUCGGAACACUGUUGCCAAAGGCGGAACUGUUCUUAUUCCAACAGACACGAGUUCUCGUGUUCUGGAGCUAGCCUAUGCUCUGGAGCAUGCCUGGCGCGAUGCCGCAGCAAGCGAUAAGGGGGAUACCCUCCAAGCUGCGGGUCUUUAUCUGGCCGGCCGGAAGGUCAAUACUACCAUGCGCCUCGCCCGGAGUAUGCUCGAAUGGAUGGAUGAAAACAUUGUUCGUGAGUUUGAAGCUGCUGAAGGUGCGGAUGCAGCCACUGGCCAACGGUCUGGCGGACAAGGACAAGAUAAAGGCAAUGCAAAGGGCGGUGGACCUUUCACAUUCAAGUAUCUCAAAACUAUCGAGCGCAAGAAGCGGCUCGAAAAGCUGUUGGCAGAUCAAGGACCCAAGGUCAUCCUCGCUUCUGACACCUCGUUGGCUUGGGGCUUCUCCAAGGAAUCCCUUCGAAAAAUUGCCGAGGGCCCUAACAAUCUACUGCUGUUGACCGAGUCGUUCCGCAAGCAAGCAGCAGAUCUAUCUAACAACGCCUCUCUCGGAGCAAAACUGUGGGAGUGGUACGAAGAGCGAAGAGAUGGUGUCGCCUUGGAAAAAUCGUCGGAUGGCGAGUUGCUGGAGCAGGUCCACAGUGGCGGGCGAGAGUUGACCUGGUUAGAUGUGCAGCGAGCUCCCCUCGAUGCCGGUGAGAACCUCGUCUACCAACAGUAUCUUGCAACCAAGCGGCAGCUUGAGGACACUUCCCAAACCCGCGGCCAGGAAACUCUCGAGAAUGCAGCCGACGCUUUGGAUGAUGGAUCCAGCUCGACUUCUUCAGAAGAUUCAGAUGGAGAGCAACAGGGUCGAGUUUUGAAUUUUUCCACCUCACUUGCUCAUGCAAACCGAAAUAAAUUGGCUCUCAGUGACGAAGAUCUGGGAAUCAAUAUUCUUCUACGACGAAAGAAUGUAUACGACUACGAUGUGCGCGGCAAGAAGGGACGUGAGCGCAUGUUCCCUUACGUCGCACCGAGAAAGAAAAGUGAUGAAUACGGCGAGUUCAUUAGACCGGAAGAAUACCUUCGAGCGGAAGAGCGCGAAGAAAUCGACAUGCAGCAACGGCGAUCUGAUGCGCAGACUAAGCUGGGUCAGAAACGCCGAUGGGAUGAGACAAGUGCCUCCAGCGGUCGGAGACUAUCUGGAGGAGCCGCAGGUCGCAAGCGCCAGCAGUUGAGGGAUGGCGAGAAGGCCAAUUUGGGCAUGAACGACGACCUCAGUCUUGCAGACGACGGCGAAGCCGCCGAUGCUGCAGCCUCAUCAGAAGACGAGGCGGAUGCCCAAGGAUUCGAGGGACCCGCCAAGGCGGUUUACACAAAGGGUUCGCUCACCAUCAAUGCUCGCAUCGCCUUCGUCGACUUUAUGGGCUUGCAUGAUAAGCGUAGUCUGGAGAUGUUGAUUCCUCUUAUUCAGCCUCAAAAACUGAUUCUUGUCGGCGGAAUGAAGGAAGAGAUAUCAGCGCUUGCGAUUGAAUGCAGAAAGCUCCUGGCUGCCAAGGCAGGUGUUGAUGCUGCUUCCGCCGCAGCAGAUGCGGCAGCGAUCAUCUUUACUCCUGCCAAUGGCGAAGUUGUUGACGCCAGUGUCGACACGAAUGCCUGGAUGGUCAAGCUCAGCAAUACCCUUGUGCGACGCCUUAAAUGGCAACAUGUCCGCAGCCUUGGUGUGGUUGCACUUACCGCGCAACUGCGAGGACCGGAGCCCCUUGUCGAAGAGGAUGCAGAUGAUGAAGCCACCGGCAAGAAGAUGAAGUUGGCGGAUGACCAAGCCGCCUCCUCUGUAGUCACUGGCACUUCAAAGAAUGCGGACAAAUCCGAUACCCUCCCGCUUCUUGACACACUGCCUGUCACCAUGGCCGCCGGUACCAGAUCUGUGGCCCGCCCACUCCAUGUGGGUGAUCUCCGGCUGGCUGACCUUCGCAAAUUAAUGCAGGCAGCCGGCCACACUGCCGAGUUCCGAGGCGAGGGUACCCUUCUCAUCGACAAAUCUGUGGCUGUUCGGAAAUCUGGAACAGGCAGGAUUGAGAUCGAGGCAUCUGCAAAAGCAGCUACCAACCAGGCAGUCUUGGGUCGCAAUGCAGCCAGCUUCUUGGCAGUAAAGAGGAAGAUCUAUGAAGGCUUGGCUGUUGUGACGGGAAGUUGA
This is a messenger RNA of Penicillium argentinense, 3015 nucleotides long. Its product is annotated as cleavage polyadenylation factor subunit CFT2. Gene Ontology annotation, biological process: mRNA 3'-end processing by stem-loop binding and cleavage. Bases 1 to 3015 code for a protein of 1004 amino acids. Gene Ontology annotation, molecular function: RNA binding. Lineage: Eukaryota; Fungi; Ascomycota; Eurotiomycetes; Eurotiales; Aspergillaceae. The record is from RefSeq and is a predicted model, not a curated record. Gene Ontology annotation, cellular component: mRNA cleavage and polyadenylation specificity factor complex. The transcript is spliced from 2 exons.